Messenger RNA from Dictyostelium discoideum AX4, 360 nucleotides. It is a transcript of the gene hatC, whose product is annotated as actin binding protein. The record is from RefSeq and is a predicted model, not a curated record. The transcript has a single exon. Gene Ontology annotation, molecular function: actin filament binding; fatty acid binding; protein-macromolecule adaptor activity. Lineage: Eukaryota; Evosea; Eumycetozoa; Dictyosteliales; Dictyosteliaceae. Gene Ontology annotation, cellular component: cytoplasm; cortical cytoskeleton; plasma membrane. Bases 1 to 360 code for a protein of 119 amino acids. Gene Ontology annotation, biological process: hyperosmotic response; response to acidic pH.
AUGGGUAACAGAGCAUUCAAAUCACAUCAUGGCCACUUUUUAAGUGCAGAAGAUUGCAAAGUUAAGACUCAUCAUGGCCAUCAUGAUCACCACACUCACUUUCAUGUUGAAAACCAUGGUCAUCAUAAAGUUGCCAUAAGAACUCACGCCAAUAAAUAUGUUUCAAUUAAUGACAACAACGAUGUUUACAUAUCACAUCAUUUCCAUGGAGAACACUCACUUUUCCAUUUAGAACACCAUGGUGGUAAGGUUUCAAUCAAAGGCCAUAACCAUUAUUAUAUUGCAGCUGAUCAACAUGGUUCAAUUUACACUACUCACCACCAUCACCAUGAUGCUACCUUUGAAGAAUUUAUUGUAUAA